This is a messenger RNA of Kickxella alabastrina, 327 nucleotides long. RefSeq lists its product as uncharacterized. The record is from RefSeq and is a predicted model, not a curated record. The transcript has a single exon. Gene Ontology annotation, biological process: sodium ion export across plasma membrane; intracellular sodium ion homeostasis; proton transmembrane transport. NCBI's taxonomy places the organism in Eukaryota, Fungi, Kickxellomycota, Kickxellomycetes, Kickxellales, Kickxellaceae. Gene Ontology annotation, molecular function: P-type sodium:potassium-exchanging transporter activity. The annotation marks the transcript as partial.
UCAAUAUAUUUUUUGACAUUGGUUAUAUUGCAGUGGGGCAAUAUGUUUGCCACUCGCACUCGGCGGCUGAGCGUUUUCCAGCAGAACCCCUUGUGGGGGCCAACUCGCAAUCUCAGGCUUUUGGCCGCCAUUCCUUUUACAUUGGGCGUGGUGUUUUUGUUUUGCUAUGUCGGCUGGUUUAACCGCAUCUUUGGCACGGCGCACAUCCCUUUACCAUUCUUCUUUAUUCCUAUUCCAUUUGCACUCUUUAUCUUGUGCAUGGACGAGCUGCGCAAGCUUGUUGUGCGUACCUGUCCAUCCAGCAUAGUGGCACGAAUUGCCUGGUAG